GUAAUGGGUGUUAUACCUGAGGACACAUGUUGUAGUUAUAUAUUUCCAAGUAAUUUUUCUGAAAAACUAGAAGACAAAAUUAAGUUACAGUCAGGAUGUCAAUUAAAUAAUGAACUUCUUAUAGAUUUUAGUUUAUAG
Plasmodium reichenowi is the source of this 138-nucleotide messenger RNA. RefSeq lists its product as hypothetical. NCBI's taxonomy places the organism in Eukaryota, Apicomplexa, Aconoidasida, Haemosporida, Plasmodiidae. The transcript is spliced from 2 exons. The record is from RefSeq and is a predicted model, not a curated record. The annotation marks the transcript as partial.